CUCUCUCUGUGCGAGUAGUAAGGAUUCUGCCGGAAUCACGUCAUGAAAUCCUGCAAGUUAUCCGAUCUCAGAACAUUGAAACGCCUUAAUUGCAUCACCAUUUUCGGUAGUACUCAAGGUCAGUACACCCUGCACAUCUCUUCACUUUCUAUAAGUGAAACCGAAUCUACGAAUACUAAAUCCACACACAUCCAGCCUGUAACCCCGCAAUCUCUUAAGAAAUCAAUCUCUUGUUCUCAGUGGCAUUUCAUCGAAUACAUAUCAGACACCCUCACACCCACCACAAUCUCCAGUGCCCUAUACGACCUCCGGGCAUCCCCUGACCUCGUCCUCAAAUUCACUGAAUAUUUCAACCCGAGCAAUACCGAUGUUGAAUGCUAUUGUCUAUCUAUCGCCAUUAUCUGUCAGCUACCCUCACCUAAACUAUCUUCACAAUUCAUCAAAACAGUAAUCAGUUCACGCAGGUUUAGUUAUAAGGAUGUGUUCGACGGGUUAGUUGAUGCCCGUGAGCGGUUAGGCAUAUCAAGUUCGAUAAUGUUUGACUUAUGGAUCAAGGGUUUCUGUGAGUUGAAGAGAGCUGAUGAGGCGUUCAAGUGUUUUUACUUAAUGAAACAGAAAGGGGUGUUGCCUAAGAUUGAGACUUGUAAUCAUAUAUUAAGCUUGUUUCUUAGAUUUAACCAUACACAGACUGCUUGGAUUUUGUUUGCUGAGAUGUUCAGAUUGAAGAUUAAUUCGACCGUGUGCACUUAUAACAUAAUGAUUAACCUUUUGUGUAAAGAAGGGAAGUUGAAGAAGGCGAGGGAGUUUGUGGGGAACAUGGAGACAAUGGGGUUGAAACCAAAUGCGAUUACUUAUAAUACACUAAUCAACGGUUACUGUAUGAAGAGGAAUCUUGAUGGUGCUCAGAGGGUAUUUGAGGGAAUGAAAGCAAAAGGCAUUCAGCCGGACACAUAUAGUUAUGGAGCCCUUGCUAGUGGGAUGUGUAAAGAAGGAAGGUUCAAGGAUGCAUCUGAUCUUUUGGUUAAGAUGGAGGAGUUGCAGAUAGUACCGACUGCCAUAACUUAUAACGCUUUGAUAGAUGGAUAUUGCAAUAAAGGGAAUCUUGAAAUGGCGUUUCAUUAUAGGAAUGAAAUGGUUGGAAAGGGCAUACGACCAUCUGUAUCUACAUAUAAUUCACUAAUUCAUGCAUUGGUUUUUGAAGGUAAGGAGUCAGAAGCUGAGGAUAUGAUAAAAGAAAUGGGAGAGGAACAAUUGGUUCCGAAUGCCAUUACAUAUAACAUAUUGAUCAAUGGAUAUUGUAGGUCUGGCAAAGCAAAAAAGGCUUUUGACCUCCAUGAUGAGAUGUUAAGUAAAGGGAUUCAGCCCACGCACGUAACCUACACUUCCCUAAUAAACGUACUGAACAAGCGAAAUAGAAUGACAGAAGCGGAUAACUUGUUUGCCAAAAUCAUUGACAGAGGGGUGUUGCCAGAUAAUGUGAUGUUUAACGCGCUGAUUGAUGGUCACUGUGCCAACAAAAACAUGGAACGGGCUCUUUUAAUUUUGAAGGAGAUGGAUAGGCUGAAGGUUUAUCCUGAUGAAGUGACAUAUAAUACUCUAAUGCAGGGCCAUUGUAGGGAAGGGAGAGUUGAAGAAGCUAUUAAGCUUUUUGACGAGAUGAAGAGAAGAGGGAUUGAGCCUGAUCAUAUCAGCUACAACACUCUUAUUAGUGGGUAUAGCAGGAGAGGUGAUAUGAAGGAGGCCCUUAUGGUUCGGGAUGUUAUGCUGAAUAGAGGUUGCAGACCUACACGGGUGACCUACAACUCUCUUAUACAAGGAUUAUGCAAAAACAAGGAGGGGCAUCAUGCGGAAGAGCUCCUCAAAGAAAUGGUCGGUAAAGGCAUUAAUCCUGAUGACAGUACCUAUUAUUCGUUGAUUGAAGGGAUAGAAAGUGUCGAUAAGUUUUUGGAAAAUGAUAUUUGAUUGUACUUGAUAUCUCCAACUGAAUGGAGGGCACUUUUCUUUCAAAGCAGCUUAGAGUAUAGAUCUUUUGAACACCUAUGUUAUGGUAAAAAUGGUAUAUAAUUGUGGUUGGGGAGAGGUCAUUCGAGGAUGGCGUUUAAGCAGUGGUUUGUAGGAUUCUACUUGCCAUUCAUGCUCCUUGUUUAAGGGUUGCUAAUUAGCCGAAGAAUCUUGAGAUAGUAGAAAGUUGUACACCCUUUCUUAUGAAACCAAAGAGAAUGGAAUUUGAUGAAGAUGGGGAUUUGGACAAAUUUGUCUCCCCCAGAGAAGGCAUAAUUUUGUGAUAAAUACAAAUGAAUAGCAGCGUGUGAUGUCCAAUUUGCUUAGCUCCUGUUUUGUACAGAUCUCUUACUCAGAUUCUGCUUCAAUCCGGAGAAGAACAAAGCCACAAUGCAACUACGACAAGCUAUCCUCAAAAUCUCAGCCACGGCAUAUCAAAUGGAGGUAAGCAUUAAGUCAAGUUAAUUACAGUAGAACUUAAACCUUGAUACCAGAUGAAUUUCAUCUUUACUUUAGCGAAGGCUGACUUCGUGGGAAGUCCUUGUGUUGCAUCCUUUUUGCCUUUCAAAAAAUAAAUGAAUA
This is a messenger RNA of Cynara cardunculus var. scolymus (artichoke), 2583 nucleotides long. RefSeq names its product pentatricopeptide repeat-containing protein At2g15630, mitochondrial. The coding region runs from base 43 to 1962 and encodes 639 amino acids. The transcript has 3 exons. NCBI's taxonomy places the organism in Eukaryota, Viridiplantae, Streptophyta, Magnoliopsida, Asterales, Asteraceae. Gene Ontology annotation, molecular function: protein binding. The record is from RefSeq and is a predicted model, not a curated record.